UCAACAACAGAAAUAUUAGGUACCUUGCACAUGCAGGACUCGCUUCAAAAAUCACCGAAAGCGGAGCGUUCAAUCGGGUAAGCAGAGCACGCGGACUCCGGCCGGCGUCGGCUGAAGACGGGUUUCCUUCGGACUUCCGCCGCGAACUCGCCAGGUAUAAAGCCAAGGAGCCGAACCUAAACCACCCCAUCACCUAAUUUUCCCAUGUCUCAACGGAGUUUACUCUACUCGUCUCAAACGCAAAAUCCUCGUCUCAUCUGCCUAUCCGAACCCAGUAAAUCUCCCUCAUCCACCCCCAUCACUAUACUCCCCUUUGAAGUUCAAACCCCCCCCCUCCCCCCCACGAUGACGACCCCAACCCUCCCAACCCUGGCGGCCCGCGCAAAGGCCUUCAAAGCCCUCCACGUGCCCGGCACACCCCUGGUGCUCGCCAACGUGCACGACGCCACUUCGGCACGAAUCGUCGCCUCGCUCCCGCAAUGCCGCGCCCUCGCCUCGGCGAGCUACGCGCUCGCCAAGACGAUCGGCAUCGAAGACGAGCAGCUGACGCUGGACCAGAACCUGCGUCUGCUGGCGCCCAUCGCGGCCGUGGCGCACGAGUUUGGCUUGCCCUUUACUGUGGACAUCCAGGACGGGUAUGGUGAUCGGCUGGCUGAGACUGUUCGGAGGGUUAUUGUCGAGUUGGGGGCUGUGGGUGUGAAUUUGGAGGAUUCGCAUCAUGAGGAUGGGCGGAUGGUGGGCGAGGAGGAGGCGGUUGAGCGGGUGAAGAGGGCCUUGGAGGUCGCGAGGGAAGUUGGCGUGCCGGAUUUUGUGGUUAAUGCGAGGUCGGAUAGCUUUUUGGUGGGUGGUGAGUUGGAUGAGUCGAUUCGGAGGGGGAAGAGGUACCUUGAGGCUGGGGCGACGACGGUGUUUGUGUUCUGGCCGUUGGACAAGGAUGUGCGGGAGGAGGAUCUGAAGCGUGUGGUGGAUGCGUUGGAGGGGAGGGUGAAUCUCAACCCGAGGAAAGCGUCGCAGGUGCAGAGCAAGGCGCUGACUAGUGCGGAUCUCGCCAGACUGGGUGCAGCGCGGGUCAGUGUUGGGCCGCUGCUGUAUCGCGUUGCUGCGCAGGCGCUGACGGCCGCGGCGAACGAGGUGUUUGGUGUUUGAUAACUUGGUGGAUUUCAGCUAGCAGGGUGAAGGGUUUGAAAAAAAGAGCUCGGUGACUUGAUGAAA
This is a messenger RNA of Chaetomium strumarium, 1212 nucleotides long. Its product is annotated as phosphoenolpyruvate phosphomutase-domain-containing protein. The coding region runs from base 205 to 1146 and encodes 313 amino acids. NCBI's taxonomy places the organism in Eukaryota, Fungi, Ascomycota, Sordariomycetes, Sordariales, Chaetomiaceae. The transcript has a single exon. Gene Ontology annotation, molecular function: catalytic activity. The record is from RefSeq and is a predicted model, not a curated record.